AUGGUCACCACUAGGAUCAAAGAUGUUGCUAUUCAUGUAGAUUCGUUGGGCUAUCUUUACGAACCUGUGUGCUUGACAGAGGAACAGAGUUGGGAAUUAUUCAGUAAAAAAUCAUUUAUUUCCCCUUCCAAGAAUAUUGUUGCUUCAACUACUCCUUAUUCUUCAUUCCCUCAAGAUGUAGAUGUAGAGAAGAUGGAGAAGUUGGGAAGGGAGAUGAUGAAAAAAUGUAGAGGUUUGCCACUAGCAAUUGUCGUACUUGGAGGCAUGCUGGCAGCAAAGAAAUCAAUUCAUGAAUGGGAGAUGGUGCGUAGAGACAUUGGCAGGUACCUGAACAAAGCGGAAAAGUUGCAAGAACAAGAAGCAACAGGUGGUGGUGUUUCAUGGAUAUUGUCUCUAAGCUACCAUAAUUUACCUUCUUACUUGAAGCCAUGCUUUCUGUACCUCGGCAUCUACCCAGAGGAUACCAAAGUCCAUAAAAGGGACUUAAUCCAAAAAUGGAUCGCAGAAGGUUUUGUGCAAGGAACAACGUUAACAAAGGAGGAGAUAGGAGAAGAAUACUUUGUUGAGUUGAUUAACAGGUCAAUGGUCCAAGUGGCGGGUGAAAGGAGCUUUCGUGGAAAAGUCAAAGCAUGCCGGUUGCAUGACUUAAUGCGAGAUGUAUGCUUGUUGAUGGCAAAAGAAGAGAAUUUCCUUUGUACGUUUGAUCAUUCUUCCACUUCCACUUGUUUGGUGGAAUCAUCAUCAAUUUCUAAUUACCAUCGAAUAAUGCGGAGACAUGCCAUCCACUUCAGUUGUGACAGCUACAGGUAUGUUUCUAUGCAACAACCCACAAGAAGUAGAAGAAGUCCACAUCUCCGUGCCUUCUCCUUAUGGAUGACAUCAAAUCCAGAUGAAUCCAUUGGGACAUUAAAGUUUGUUUGCAAGAAAUUCAAUUUUCUUAGGGUCCUAGAGCUUGAGGAUGUCAAGAUUGAUAGCUUGCCAAGAGACAUAGGGGAGCUGAUUCACUUGAGAUAUUUGAAGUUGUCCCCUGAGUACCAUGGUACGGAGGUUCCAGUGACUAUAGGUAAUUUACGGAGCCUACAAUUCCUUAUACUCAUAGGCAUUGAUACAUUACCGAACGUGCUAUGGAAGAUGGAACAAUUGACUUACUGCAAUUGUGACAUCAACUAUGGUACGCACAAUAACAAACCUUUGCGAGUGGAUGGACUGAAGAAUCUCUCGACUAUGAUUCUUUCUGGGGGGACUGCUAUGUUGGAUGGUUUGGCAAAUUUGACAAAUCUUCGAUCAUUGAGUCUUUUUCGUCAUGGAAAUUUUGACUGGACAACACUUUCUCAUUGCCGUAGCCUAUGGAAACUGUGUCUGUAUGGGCAAAUAGCGAAACUACCAAAGUCAGAUGAAUUCCCACCUAAUCUAACAAAGCUAAUGUUGAAUGGUAUAGACUUAAAAGAAGAUCCAAUUCCAACGUUAGAAAUGUUACCGAACUUGGAAUGUCUCCUGAUAUGUUUAGGUGGCAGAAUCAUUAAAUAUUAUUUCUCCACAAAGGGGUUUGGAAGACUUCAAUACCUACAACUUCAUUAUAUAGAUGGUUUGGAGGAAUUGGAAGUGGAGAAGGGAGCACUGCCAUGUCUAGUCAGACUACGAAUCCAUAGAUGCUUCUGCUUAAGAAAGCUUCCUGAAGAAAUAAGAUUCAUCACUAGCCUCAAGAAAUUGGAGGUAAUAGGGAUGCCAAAUAGGUUUGAAGAAAGGCUUCAAAAAGAUGUAGGGGAUGAUUGGCACAAAAUCCAACACAUACCCUCCAUCAUAAUACGACGGAUCCAUCUUGAUAAUCAUCGACAAUUGCGAUUUGAAGGUAGCAGCACUUGUCCAUAUAUUGAGGGAAAAUAGAAUGUUGAAUCGAUGAUGGCAUGGAUUUGUACUUGAGAAUAGACAACUGAGAUCUCUUUAAGUCUUGGAUUCAUAUAAUUAAUGAUGUUUCCUACUUUUAUAUUA
This is a messenger RNA of Macadamia integrifolia, 1989 nucleotides long. Its product is annotated as disease resistance RPP8-like protein 3. Gene Ontology annotation, molecular function: ADP binding. The coding region runs from base 1 to 1884 and encodes 627 amino acids. Gene Ontology annotation, biological process: defense response to other organism. Lineage: Eukaryota; Viridiplantae; Streptophyta; Magnoliopsida; Proteales; Proteaceae. The record is from RefSeq and is a predicted model, not a curated record. The transcript is spliced from 2 exons.